Penicillium waksmanii is the source of this 2826-nucleotide messenger RNA. RefSeq names its product serine/threonine protein kinase ATG1 (gene atg1). Gene Ontology annotation, cellular component: autophagosome; cytoplasm. Gene Ontology annotation, biological process: autophagy; autophagosome organization; peptidyl-serine phosphorylation. Lineage: Eukaryota; Fungi; Ascomycota; Eurotiomycetes; Eurotiales; Aspergillaceae. The transcript is spliced from 3 exons. The record is from RefSeq and is a predicted model, not a curated record. Bases 1 to 2826 code for a protein of 941 amino acids. Gene Ontology annotation, molecular function: ATP binding; protein serine/threonine kinase activity.
AUGACCAUCGGUCGCUAUACUCGCCUCGAGGAGAUCGGCCGUGGGAGCUUCGCGACGGUCUAUCAGGGUAUGCAUAAUAGAACCAAGACCUUCGUCGCCAUCAAGUCCGUCAACCUUGCGAAACUCAACAAGAAGUUGAAGGACAACCUUUCCUCCGAAAUCGAUAUUCUCAAGGGCCUCCAGCACCCACACAUCGUCGCCCUGAUCGACUGUCAUGAAUCCACACAACACAUUCACCUGAUCAUGGAAUACUGCGCACUGGGAGAUCUAUCGCAGUUCAUCAAGAAGCGAGAAAGCCUCUUUGACCAUUCAUAUACUCGGGAAAUGAUCAAGAAAUAUCCAAAUGCACCGAGCGGAGCCUUGAACGAAGUCGUGGUUCGACAUUUCCUCAAACAACUCGCCAGUGCCCUCAAGUUCUUACGUGAUCGAAACCUCAUUCAUCGAGAUAUCAAACCACAGAAUCUUCUCCUUUGCCCGGCCCCUGUCUCUUAUCGGGAGGGAUCAGCACACAUCGUUCCAUACAAGGGUAGUGAUAACUCUUACGAUCCGACGACAGGACUGGAGACAUUGCCUAUGCUGAAGAUUGCGGAUUUCGGCUUUGCUCGAUCACUGCCGGCGACUUCCCUGGCAGAGACUCUGUGCGGGUCGCCACUCUAUAUGGCACCGGAGAUUCUACGAUAUGAAAAGUAUGACGCCAAGGCUGAUCUCUGGUCCGUCGGUACUGUACUAUAUGAAAUGGUAGUAGGACGGCCCCCGUUUCGUGCUACGAACCACGUCGAAUUGCUACGCAAGAUUGAAAAGGGAGAGGACCGAAUUCGGUUCCCAGAAGAUAGCACAGCUACGGAUGAUAUCAAGAGCUUGAUUCGUGGUCUUCUGAAACGCAACCCCGUUGAAAGAUUGAACUUUCCCGAAUUUUUCAUCAACAGGGUGAUCACAGAGCCAAUCCCAGGCCUUUUGCCUGAUGACUUGCCUCGACGACCGUCUGUGACCCCCGCCCAUGUCCCAGGGCCCUCACGAGCCAAUUCGCGAUCAGACAUACCCACUCCUAUCGAAACAAAACCAACAGAUUCUCCUUACCCCAAUGAGCCAGAGGAAACAUUUACCUACCCGACAUCACAAAGACAGCCCUCUUCGCGGCAAAAAUCCGAUACUCCACCCAUUGCUUCACCUAUGCGCCGCAUGGGAAGCGCAGAUCGACCAGUCUCAGGUUCUCCUAAAGAUCAACCCCGAGGAACACCACCGCAACGACCAAACCCUGUUUCUCAUGUCACCGCCCCAGGCCGACAAGAGCUUGUGGAUCGCAACGCUGCGACAGCUAUGGAGCGACAAAGAUCUCGAAACACUUAUUCCGCCCCAACCAAGACGAUUGAAGAUACCCGGACGGUCGAGGAACGUGAUCGGGCAGCCCAGGAAGUGGCAUUUGAACGGGACUACGUUGUGGUAGAAAAGCGUGCGGUAGAGGUCAAUGCAUUUGCAGAUGAGCUGGCUCAUAGCCCCCGAAUCCAAGGAGCGUUUACUCGGGGCCAAAGUGGAAACGUAUCUCGGCGCGCAACAACACAAGGUUUGCCUACUCUGGCAUCGACCUCUCCCCAACAUGCCAACUCCAAAGCUAUGCAGAUUGUUUCUGGAAGAACCCGGGCAGAUUCAACCCACCAGCGCCAACACUCCUACGAGCGACGCUAUGGGCAGAGCCCAUCCUCUGCGACAUCGGCCAUCUCCAAAGCCCUUAACAUGGCCAGCGGCCGCUUGUUUGGAAUGGGCUUCUCGCCUCCAUUGGCUAUCACAAAGGGAGGAAGGUCACCACCUUUGGCCUAUAAUCCUUUCCCGGCCUAUCCCGCUGGACAACCUAACUUGAUGAUUAUGGGCGAAGGGGCCAAGCCAAACGCGGCACUCGACGAGGACUACAAGACAGUCCAGGUGAUCGAGGAAUGUGCCACGCGCAGUGACGUUGUCUAUGGAUUUGCCGAAGUGAAGUACAAGCAGCUUAUCCCAUUGGCUCCAUCAGCACAUGGCGACCCAACCACAAAUACCGACGCGGGCGAUACUGGCGAUGAUGGACUGACAGUCGAUGCUAUCGUGACUCUCUCCGAAGAGGCAUUGGUUCUCUACGUCAAGGCUCUGUCGCUACUCGCUAAAUCGAUGGACAUUGCAGGCUCUUGGUGGUCACGCAAGAACCGAGAGGAAACCUACGGGGAUUCCGGUAAUCGCGGUGACGGCACCAGUGCACUUGCUGGCACUCGCAUUAACAAUGUGGUUCAGUGGGUACGCAGUCGGUUCAACGAGGUCUUGGAAAAGGCCGAGUUUGUGCGCUUAAGGCUCAUUGAGGGUCAGAAGAGGUUGCCUCUCGACCACCCUGGCCAUCCCAACAACCAUUCGAUUGGAUCCACUGCUACCUCAAGUGGCUCAGCCGACGUGGUCGUCAGUCCUGGCGUCACGGCAGAGAAGCUCAUGUACGACCGUGCAUUGGAGAUGAGCCGAGCCGCUGCUAUCAACGAAUUGACGAGUGAAGACCUUGCAGGCUGCGAGAUUGCCUACGUCACUGCCAUUCGAAUGUUGGAGGCUGUACUCGAGGACGAUGGACUCCGAUCCUCCAGCGGAAGCUCAUUCCAAGGCAGCGAAAAGUCAUCACUGGAUGCAUUACAAGUGGAGGAUCGACAGGUCGUGGUGAAGAUGGUGUCGAGCAUGCGCACUCGCCUGGGUGCUCUCCGCAAGAAGCUGGCUAUCUUGUCAAAGCGUGCGUCGGCACCAACUCCCACAAUGGCUAGUACCGGUCGAAUGCCCACAUCCAACUUGGUCCCCAUAUCACAAGCCACUCCGCCCCGUUAA